CGUAUUUACUUGCGGCGGAAAGGAUGGCCCUGUGUGCCAGAACAUAUUGUUCCGUGCCUUUUCCCCUCAGAUUCCCUUACACCUGGGCAGGCUCUUUGUCCACCGGGUCCGACGACCUUCGGAAGGCUUUCGAGCACAUUCCUGGUGCGACCCUCGCGAGUCAGGACUUGUUUUCUCAGAAUGCACGAUCCUGCGUGGCAUUUCUGGUGUCAUCCCGUUAAUCAUGACCGACUCACUUAAGUUUGGUCCAGAGUGGCUCCGAAACUUAACGCAACCUUCUGACAGCUCCGGAGGGUUAGGUGGUGGUCCCACAAGCACAGCGCAUCGGUACCAGCUAGCAGAAUAUCGUUACGGCAGGGAGGAGAUGCUUGCCAUAUUCGGCAGCAAAAAACCCAGUGUACCAGAUUGGCAGGACAUCUUCCCAAUGCUCUUUCUAGAUAAGCCGCUGCCACCCUUGGCGCUCACUCAAAUGACAGAAGAGGAAACUAGGAUGUGGCAGCGGGGCAUAAACAGUGAGGUGGUGGUGCGGAGCACUGGAUAUGGCAGGGGUUCAGGACCCAUACCCAUAGGGGGCCGAGGUUUGCCUUUGCAAAAUUCUUCCAAUUAUGGACCUGGGGUCGGACGAGGCAGGGCUCGAUUCAGUAACGGCAGGGGCCGUUUUGAAGAAGACACUCCUCGGGAACCAGGAGGUAGUGGAUUUCCAGUCAACAACUACGCGUCAAGAGGCCGCUUUGAUAGAUCUGUCAGCGGGCCAGAGAGGACCUGGACUGAGAAAGCCGAAAACGGGGCUGAAUGGAGUGGAGGCUCGGUCAGCCCACGUCGCGAGUUGAAACCUUUCUUUGGCAAACCGCCAAUUGACAACUGGAGGAACAACAGCAUUGAUGGGGAGGAGGGAACCCAGGGGAGAAGGCCAAGUGGAGGCACUGGAAUUAAGUGGAACCGACCAAGCAGCUGGCGCAACGAAUCUGGUGGCAAAGACAGGGAGUCUGACUGGCACGGAGAAGGCGAGCACGGCAAAGAUCUUGGCUUCAAGUACAGUGACGCACAAGAGAAUGAUAAAGUUGAUAAACGAAUCGAUCCCAACUUCAAGUUUCUGGAUGCUAUCAAAGAAACAAAAGAAAUGCAGCGGCGAAGAGAGCUACUGGUAAAAGAGCUUGAUGAGCUGGACAAGAAAGUGAAAUUCUAUGAAGAGCAGGAAAAUUCGGGUUCCUGCCCUGUUAUUGAUUACGCAGAAUGCUUUACCCGAAAACAUACGAUCCAGAGUGAGAUCAAAAAGAGCGUUGAACUGGAGCAGGCACUCAUUGACAAGAUUAGGCACCACUUGGCUGUUAAUCCUAAGGAUGGAGAAAUGGGCGACUCUGGGCUGAGAAGACACCAUGACUCUGAUCUCCCAGAGUGGGCCACCAUGAAUGCAGCAGACGAGGGUGGUUCUUUUGAUGACAGUGGUGCCUACCAUGGUGGAGUUUUCUACUGUGAAGAUGGUCCGGAGAGGGAAAGCCCUUCGCAGACCAGCAAACACAGUUCCGAGUUGAGCCCAGAGCGGGCGAAUGAGGGCCACAAAAACUUAAGAAACAAGGAGGGGGAUAGAAGAGAAGAACCAAAGCUGCCGAAGCAAGUUUCGCACGUGAAGCCUCUGAUACCUCAGUUUGAGCAGGAGCAGAGCAGCUUCAAGAAACAUGAGAGCGUCAAAGAGCAGCAGCAGUCAGUGAAUAUUCUGCCCCUGAUCAUGGGUGAGAAGUCGAUCAGCAAUGAAAAGUGGCCUGAGAAAAUGGUCGACGACGUGAUCAAGGACGAGGUAGUGAAAAUCGCCGAGGAAGUGAUUCAGCCGCCCGCCAAGGAGGAGUUCUGGUUCUAUUUGGACCCGCAAGGCUUUGAGCAGGGCAAGUUCUCGACCGAGCAAAUGCUUGCUUGGACCAAAAGUGGCUUUUUCCCGCACAACCUGCAGGUGCGAAGAGACAGUGAUAAUUUCUUCUCGGACAUUUGUCGAUUUUCUGCCAUUUGGGAGCAAGCCAGUCCCGUGCCUGACCCUGUUCACACUGAGAUUCCUUUGAUACCUAAUGCCUUGAAAAGUGGAAGUCCAACAAAUAAUAGUUCUGGCAAAGUGUUUGAUAGCGUUCGCGUAGCUCAAGCAGAAAUUGCUAUGAGACAGUAUGAAGAAGCUGAGAGGAUUAAACUUGAUAGACUUGCUUUCGAGUCUGAUGAAGGAUAUUUGUCACCUGAGGAGAGUUUUGAGACCAAAAACUAUGAAAAGCAAAUGAUCUGGAACGAAUUAAAGAAGGAGAAAGAGCGUAGGGAUAUGCACAACAGAAUGGGUGGAACAUUUGCAAAUUACGUGCCACUUGAUUCAUCCUCAGCACCCAGCCUCAAACCGACCUCAGCGUGGAUCUCCCAGUGGAUGCAGAAGCAGUAUGCCAAAUUACUUAAUGGCAAGAAACGCUUCCUGCCUGAGGAGCGGGAACUGCUUAUCCUGUGCAAACUGCACGAGAAGAAACUAGAACUAGACAACAAAGAGAAAAUGGUGCGCGUGAUGCCAAAUCUGGCUCCUGGUGACUCAUGGCACCUGCCUCCUGUGCCCAGUGUGCCCGAAUCUGUCUGGGGCUCGGAACCAGCUGCCGCUCCUUCCCCCUCCAGACUGGUUGACUCCCUCUGGGGUGACUUGGAACCCAUUCCAAUGCCCCAAUCUGUGCCUACGUCAUUAUGGAGCAUGUCAAGCCCAAAUGGAUUACCUCAGGCGAGGCACCAGUUCACUGGUCAAUUCGACAAAGUCGAGGCAGAUGCGCUGGAGCUGGAGAAGCUGGCGGCCGAGGCUACAAGUCGGCGCGAGAGUCACAGGCGUGAAGAAAACCUGCGCAUACAGAAGGAGCUGGAAGCGGCAAAGAAGGCCAUAGAACUGAAGAGGCUGGAGGAGGAGAAGCGAUUGCAGGAGGAGGCUGAGAAGCAGAGGCAGGAACUUAUGAUCGCUAGACAAAUGGAAAUUGAGCUAGAGAAGGAAAGACUGCGGCUGGAACAGGAAAUCCAAAAGAAGAAAUUAGAAGAGGAGGCAGCAGCCGCUGCAGCUGCUGCUGCAGCAGCGAUGCGACAAAAAAUGGAGUUGGAGAAAAAGCUAGCUGAGGAGGAAGAAAAGAGGAGAGAAACGGAGGAAAAAGAGAAGAAAAAAGCCAAGAAUGAGCCUUCUAUUUCCAGAGCCCAGGAAGAAGCACUGAAAAAGCAGCAGCAGUUGGCAAGAAAGAAAGAGCUGGAAAUGCAGAGCGUGCAGCAGGUGGAGGCGCAGCAGCGGCAGGAGCAGUUGCGGAAACAGAAGGAGCUGCAACUUAAGCAGCAGCAGGAACAGGAGUUGCAGCGGCAGCUGGAGAUUCAGCGGCAGCAGGAGAUGCGCAAGCACCUUGAACUGCAGCAGGAGCAGCAGCGCAAGAAGCUGGCCGAGGCGAAGGCGGCGAGCGCCAAGGCGAGCAAGGUUGCGCCGUGGAUGCAGCAGGCGGCCGGCAUCAAGAACUCGGUCACCAGCCUAGCGGAGAUCCAGAAGCUGCAGAAGGAGGAGACGCAGAAGGAGAUGGCUGCUGUUCAGGAGCAACGCUCCAAACUGCAGCAACAGCAGCAGCAGAGUUUGUUUGCCGAGGAGCACAUGCGCCCUUGGGACGGUGCCAACCAGAAGAUAGCUCAAUCCAUGCUCAACUUGCAGCAAAUCCAGGAGGAGCAGAAGAAAAGCCGUACAGAGCUGACUGUGGAGCGGCCACCGCCGGCUGUGCCUGCGCCCGUCGCCAACCCCAUCAGCAACAUGUGGAACUCCGCCUGGUCUCAAGCGCCGCCCCAGACUUCUGGCAUCUGGGGCCAGAGCGUGACCUCUAAGGUCAUCGCCAAGCCAGUCCAUUCCACUCAGCCUGCACCCCAAGUGUCCGCCAUGCCGGCCAGCAUUUGGAACGCAGACCCUGAGCCAGCUCAAAGUGCACCGCCUGCUGCUCAAAAGACAGCUCCGGCAAAUACAGCCGCGGCUAAGAAGAAGACCAGCAAGAACAAAUCAAAGAAAGAGGAGGCGCAAGUCAUGAAGAUUUUCGAGUCGAAAAAAUGCUCGGAUGAUUUCACCUCAUGGUGCGUUCAGUCAUUAAGUGCCCUUGACUCGGACGUCGACAUCGACAUCCCCACGUUUGUUAACUUCCUGAAGGACAUCGAGUCGCCCUUUGAUAUCAAUGACUAUGUCCGCUCCUACUUAGGAAACGGACAGGAGGCGAGGGAAUUUGCCAAAAAUUUCAUCGAGAAGCGCUCUAAGUGGCGUAACUCGCAGAAAAAGUCUGUGGCAGCCGACGACCUGUGCAAACCUGCACCCGCCGUCAACCCCAUGGAGAAUGAUUUCCUCGAGGUCAAGGGUAAGGUCAAGAAACCCAAAAAGAAGCAGAUGACCAAGGUGGACAGCAGGAUUCUUGGCUUCAGUGUGACCGCAGCUCCAGACAGACUGAAUGUGGGCGAUCGAGACUAUGGUGAACAGUGAUCUGGAACAUUUUUCUCUCUUCGCAUGCACACUGUACACAUCCACUCAGACUCCUAGUGAGAACAUAAAUCUCUGCUGUCUGUCAACUGCGCAUUUUUAAUUUUCUCAUUGGAGUCGCCAAAACAAUCAAAAGCGGAAACAAAAUUUGAUACAGUAUUAUGUGUGAUCGACACAUUAAUUCUAUUGUUAAUUUAUUUAUUGAAGGAAAAACUUAUCGAGUUGCGCGCUGUUGUACUUUUAAUUCCAUUCCUGAAAGACUUGAUAACUAGCAACAUCAACCUUCCUUUUGGAAACUAAUGAACAAUAUUUAAACAAAGUUAAACAAAAAAUUGCGGCCCGAGUAGUUUGAAGAUGUGAGAGCUACGGGUGAACAAACGACUGAAAUACUUACCAAGCAUGAGACAAGUGUUUUGCAGAAAUCCUUUCGAUGAUGUAUUUUCAACAUGAAAAAAAGUAAUAAUUGAAAAUCUGCAUAUUAUUAUUGAUCCUUGUACAAAAUGAUAUUUAUAGUACGUUGAAAACAUGAUGCAAUAAAUUUUAUUUCCGACAACAGA
This is a messenger RNA of Cloeon dipterum, 5037 nucleotides long. It is a transcript of the gene Gyf, whose product is annotated as GIGYF family protein Gyf. Gene Ontology annotation, molecular function: protein binding. The transcript has 20 exons. Lineage: Eukaryota; Metazoa; Arthropoda; Insecta; Ephemeroptera; Baetidae. Bases 224 to 4483 code for a protein of 1419 amino acids. Gene Ontology annotation, cellular component: cytosol. The record is from RefSeq and is a predicted model, not a curated record.